Molecule: messenger RNA, 701 nt
Organism: Nelumbo nucifera (sacred lotus)
Lineage: Eukaryota; Viridiplantae; Streptophyta; Magnoliopsida; Proteales; Nelumbonaceae
Source: RefSeq, a predicted model, not a curated record
GUGUAUACAAUAGGAUGUGAUGUUUGGUGGCACCGAAACUAUUGCGUCGGUAAUCGAGUGGGCCAUGGCAGAGAUGAUCAGAAGCCCAGCGGACCUGUCGAGGGUGCAACAGGAACUCGUCGACGUGGUGGGUGUGGACAGAAGAGUUCAGGAUUCGGAUUUUGAGAAGCUAACGUUCCUUAGGCGUGCAAUAAAAGAGACACUCCGGCUCCAGCCACCUGUGCCACUCCUCCAGCACGAGACGGCGGACGACGCCGAUAUCGGUGGCUACGCCAUCCCGAAGCAAGCGCAGGUGGUGGUUAAUGCUUGGGCGAUCAACCGAGACCCGGAAGCCUGGGACGAACCGGAAACGUUUAAACCUUCGAGGUUUCUGAAGGAGGGAGCACCGGAUUUCAAAGGAAGCAACUUCGAGUUCAUACCUUUUUGCUCCGGCUGGCGUUCUUGCCCCGGUAUGCAACUCGCACUGUACACGUUAGAGUUGGCAGUGGCUCAUCUCCUUCAUUGCUUUACGUGGGAUCUACCCGAUGGGAUGAAACUCAGCGAGCUCGACAUGAACGAUGUUUUCGGACUCACCCUCCCUAGAGCUGAACGACUGGUUGCCAUUCCAACUCCUAGCUUGCAAUUUCCCCUGUUCUGACGACCUCUGGUUUUUCAGAUAACCAUGAAUCAAUUGUUCAUGGUUAUUGUAGAUUAAAAACAUA